Messenger RNA from Cherax quadricarinatus, 1250 nucleotides. RefSeq names its product triosephosphate isomerase. The record is from RefSeq and is a predicted model, not a curated record. Gene Ontology annotation, molecular function: triose-phosphate isomerase activity. Gene Ontology annotation, biological process: glycolytic process; gluconeogenesis; glycerol catabolic process. Gene Ontology annotation, cellular component: cytosol. Lineage: Eukaryota; Metazoa; Arthropoda; Malacostraca; Decapoda; Parastacidae.
CUGAGGCGUCACCAUUGUUACCUUUGUACUAGUUCAAGUUACUGACCUUGUUGGGGUAAUUAGGGCCACUUGGACCUUCCACCGUAUCGAACCCUGGAACCUGCUCCUGUGUACUGAUUUCACGUAGUAUCAAGGCCUCUGAAAACUUACACCGUAUCGAUCCCUGGAACCUGCUCCUGUGUACUGUCUGUAGUAUCAAGGCCUCUGCAAACUUACACCGUAUCGAGCCCAGGAACUUGCUCCUCUUCACCGAUUUCACGUCUGCAGGAGCACCAACAAGGCUACUGAGAGUUUACACCGUACCGAGACCAGGAAGCAGGACCACAGCACCGCAAAAACUAACAUGUCGAGCCCUAGAAAGUUUCUGGUGGUUGCCAACUGGUCCUCCUCGGUGACCCGAGAUGACAUUGACCACCUGACUCGAAGUCUACUAUCACGACCCCACAAUCCUAACACAGAGGCAGUGGUUGGAUGUCCAUCCUGCUACUUGUCUUAUGCCAGAGACCAACUUCCACCCCAGAUUGCUGUAGCCGCUCAGAACUGUUACAAGGUUGAAAGUGGUAACUUUAGUGGAGAGAUCUCACCGGCCAUGAUUCAUGACUGUGGAGGAGAGUGGGUCAUCCUGGGUCACCCUGAACGCAGGACUAUAUUUAAUGAACCUGAUCAUCUCAUCAGUGAAAAGGUCGCUCACGCCCAAAAAGCAGGAAUUAAGGUGGUGGCAUGUGUAUGUGAGAGGAAGGAAGACAGAGACAGUCAGAGGACAGAGGAAGUAUUGUUUGAACAGAUGGAAUACCUAGGUAGAAGCAUCAGUGACUGGUCAAGUGUAGUGAUAGCGUUUGAGGCAUUGUGGGCCAGCAAUACUGGAAUAUUGGCCACUCCAGCCCAGGUACAGGAGGCCCUGGCCAUGCUGCGUCACUGGCUGCGUCAUAACAUCUCAGACAAGGUGGCCAACACAACUCGCAUCAUCUAUGCUGGUUCAGUCUCCUCCAACAACUGUCAGGAACUAGCUAAGUUGAAGGACCUCGAUGGCUUCCUGGUGGGAAGCUCAGCUCUCAAGCCUGACAUUGUUGACAUUAUCAAUGCCUCAUGUGUGUCCUCUUCAUCACUAUGGGUGAAACAGCAGCAGCUGCAGCAUAUUACUAAACUCAUCUCCCACGUCAAACACAGAGAAAUAAAUAAGCACAAUUCUCUGGUUCCACGUAUGCCUAAGAGAUACAUCUAGGUGUCCCAAUUUAGUAGUUAUUUAUUAC